AUGGGUUUCUUUAACAAGCGCAACACGACGCCUGUCGCCGCAGACACUACAACGGCAACUGGUGCUCACGAGAAGCGGACUAGACCCAGGCGUUCAUCCAAAGGCGGCUCGUCGUCCUACAACAGCAGACCUGGAUUUGGAUCAUGGCUCAAGGCUACCUGGCUCGAUAUCCUGACUAUGGCUCUCAUGGGCGCUGUCGGUCUUGGUGUUUACUUCGCUGACCCAGCACCAAGCCGCAGCUUCCCCAUCAUCUUCCAAGAUGGUGAGAUCGUCUAUCCCCAGUUCGCUUACCCUAUGCGUAACGAGAUCGUUCCGAUUUGGGCUGCUGCUCUGAUGGCUUUCUUCAUUCCCUUUGCUGUCUUCCUGAUCGUUCAGAUCCGCGCUCGCAGCUUCUGGGACAUCAACAACGCAACCAUUGGUCUGCUCUACGCCUUGAUCACCGCCGCCGUCUUUCAAGUCUUCAUCAAGUGGCUUAUUGGUGGUCUGCGCCCUCACUUCCUUGCUGUCUGCAAGCCUGUCAUCCCUGCCGAACUUCUCCCGACCGUCGGCACCAACGACAAUGGCGUUGAUGCUGGUAGCGCGUACGGUAACGUCGCAAAUGGAUACCGCCAGAUCAUGUUCGACCGCAGCAUCUGCACAGGUGACAGGAAGGAGAUCAACGACAGUCUCGAGUCCAUGCCCUCUGGCCACACCACGGCUGCCUUCGCUGGAUUUGUCUACCUGUAUCUGUACCUCAACGCCAAGUUGAAGGUCUUCUCCAACCAUCACCCGGCUAUGUGGAAGCUCAUCGCUCUUUACGCACCUAUCCUUGGAGCCUGCUUGAUCGGCGGUGCCCUGACCAUCGACGAAUACCACAACUGGUAUGAUAUCCUUGCCGGAGCUGUCAUUGGUACCUUCAUGGCUUUCAGCGCCUACCGCAUGACCUACGCCUCAGUCUGGGACUUUCGCUUCAACCAUAUCCCUCUUAUGCGUCAUGCUCCUUUCGUCUAUGGCGCCGGCCCAAGCUCUUUCGAUGGUUUCCACGAUACCGUCUUCACUCGCAAGGCCGGAUGGGGUACAAUUGAGGGAACUAGCUGGGGCGGUGCGCCGUUCGAUGCUGCAGAUGGUCCUAGGGGUACCAUGAUGCCACACCCUGACGGCCCUGCUCAUGGCCACCAUGGCAGUGCCUCGAGCCGUGUUCAGAGGAAACCUGUCGGUGCUGACAGGCAUGGUGAGCAGAUGGUCUAA
This is a messenger RNA of Alternaria arborescens, 1227 nucleotides long. RefSeq lists its product as hypothetical. The record is from RefSeq and is a predicted model, not a curated record. Gene Ontology annotation, biological process: phospholipid metabolic process. Gene Ontology annotation, molecular function: phosphatidate phosphatase activity. The coding region runs from base 1 to 1227 and encodes 408 amino acids. Lineage: Eukaryota; Fungi; Ascomycota; Dothideomycetes; Pleosporales; Pleosporaceae. The transcript is spliced from 2 exons.